AUGUCAGCCAAGGAGGAGGUUGGGGAGAGUCUUGCACUUGUUGUAUAUAAUGGGAGUGCAUCUACAAUCAAUGAAUCUGGGCUUCAACUUUAUCUAGUUUCUGAGUAUGACUCUGGUGAAGGUUUACCAUAUGCUCCUAUGGAUUGGCCAAAUGUUGGUGAUAAGUGGGGCUGGAGGACAGGGAAAAGAGCUACAAAUUCAGGCACCUUCAAAGAUAGAUAUUUGUAUCUUCCGGAGCGUUUUCAGGCACCAAAAGAUGGAAAGAGAAAUGCCUUUCGAAGUAAGACUUCAACUUCAGUUAAAAAGUAUCUCCAAUAUGAGUAUCCUGGUAUGGAUAUCAAUCAAUUCUUUGCCUCAUUCAGUUGGAUGAUUCCUUCAAAGCAGAUGGCGGACUUACAUGAUAUUGAUUUUGACUCAGAUAUGAAAGAGAGGACUACAUCUGCAGGGACAAAAAUGCAGCCUUUACUGUCUGAUUCUCCUUUCGGAGCCAUUACUUGUAAGGCUGGUAACCGAAUCUGUAGCAGUUUAGCAGCAGAAAACCCUUUUACGAAGACCAGAUUUUGUGAUCUCUGUUGCAGUGAGCCUGGUUUUUGUGGAGACUGUUGCUGUAUACUUUGCAGUAAGCUUAUCAGUUUGGACUAUGAUGGGUACAAUUACAUUCGAUGUGAAGCAACAGUAGUUGCUGGCCACAUAUGUGGACAUGUUUCCCAUCUAGAGUGUGCUCUACGAGCUUACAUGGCUGGGACAGUCGGAGGAAGCAUCAAUUUGGAUGCAGAGUAUCUCUGUCGAUACUGUGAUUCAAGGACGGAUUUGGUUCCACAUGCUUUGAAGCUUUUAAACAUUUGCACAUCCAUUGCUUCUUAUGCUGACAUUGAAAAGAUUUUGAAUGUUGGCAUUUGUAUUUUGCGUGGCUCGCAAAAAAGUAGUGCAAAAGAGUUGUAA
Molecule: messenger RNA, 942 nt
Organism: Solanum stenotomum
Lineage: Eukaryota; Viridiplantae; Streptophyta; Magnoliopsida; Solanales; Solanaceae
Exons: 4
Coding region: 1-942 (313 amino acids)
Source: RefSeq, a predicted model, not a curated record